AUCUGUCCAGCCGGGUGGUCGGUCUAGUCGGUUCCGCGAUCGGAAUCCAUCCGGUGGAAGAUUGCGGCACGGGUUUGGGCGUGCUCGUGCAGGUCGCAGCUAGCCAUGUGUACGUACGUAGUCGUAGCUCGGUGCAUCAUUGACGGACAGGUGACGAUCCACGGUUGGGCAACCAGCCAAAGAGUAUCGCUAGACUUCAGAUCGAUCUGGAUAAACUCGGAGGCGACCUAGCCGGGCGCGCCCCCCUUCGCGAAAUUUCCAUGCAUGCGGUGGCGAGUACGGUGCACCGGAUCAAACCAGCAGGAUGCUCAUAGAAUCUCGGCUAAUUUCGUCGCGGCUUUCUCUAAAUCAAGAAACGGGAGCAGUCCGUUUGAAUAUUAUUUGGAUUUUUCUUUUUGAAAAGGUGAUCCAUCGGUGCAAACACAUGCGUGCCUCGCCAUGUCGACGUACGGUGGGGGUGAGCCAGCAUACAAAAAAAUGUUGAUGGCAUGGCAAUGGCAUGCAGCAACCAGUCGAGAUGAGAAGUUGCACGCAGCAACAGUGGUUCCUCUGAACGAUUCUUCUAUGUUUUUCCUCAUCUUUUGACAGAUCUGGAAACAGUGAAAUUCGUUGAAUAUGAUGGUUGCACGUUUCACCAGUCGGCGGGCAGCUGGCUAGCUCUUCCGGGGAGCGUUUCAGGCGCAAAUAAUAAUUAAACAACAUGCGUUCGGCAGACGAAACACUUCUUUUCUCGCUACGUACUGUGGAACAACAUGCGGAAUCUUUUUUCGUGCCUCAGCUUGUCACACGCAAAGUAAGUGCAAGUGCUGACUCGGGUAACUUUUUGCCUGUCUUCGCAGGUGGCCAAGACGACCAAGAAGAAGCCGUCGUCUGCACCGGCGUUCACGCCCAUGGACAUCGCGCCGCCCGCACAGAGCGCGGAGGCCACCCCGCCGCAGACGCCGCCGCAGCCAAGCUUUCUGUACAGCGCGCCGCCAACUUCCAUGCCUGUGCCCUAUGUAUGGGGCUCCUGGCCCCCGUGCGGGCCGGGGGUGUACGAGCAUGGCGGCAACCUGGCUGGCAUGGCGGGACACGCCCCACCGCCGCUCUGCGUCCCGCCGGCCUGCGCGUGGUACUACCCCGUCGUCGCCGCUGCCACCGACCCCCGCGGCUCGCCCCCGGCCUACGUGCAGCCGUUCCAGGAGCCGACCGGCAGCGGGACGGCCGGGGAGGACACCGACGACGACCCUUGCUCGCUGACCCUCGCCAUCGAUGCUGUCGACAAGAAGAGCCCCACCGCCGGUCCCAAUGCUUACCAAAGUGGCAGCGGCGUGGUGGGGGCACUGGGGCUGCAGGUCGCGCUUAACGGUAGAGAGAAGGCGGCGACGGCGGCGGAGGCGAGGAAGAGGAGGAAGGAGCUCACCAAGCUGAAGCAGAUGCACGCCGGAAGCCGCCAUGCCGCUGGCGAGCACUGGUAAGUGAGCUGCUGACCAUGGCAGAUUACUAGAAGAUCGAGGACGCAUGCAUGCAUGGCACUACUGCUGCUGUGUCACUGACGAGGCAUCGGGCGAUCAACUGAUGAUGACGAUUGGUUCUUUGGACGCAAGCAACAGCACUGAUAUUAGUACAGUUCCUACUACUACCAUUUUUUUCUGAUGUUCUUAAUAUUUCCAUCGCGUUUGUCUAGGAACGUAGGUUUGCAUUUCAGUUACGCCCCAUGGCACUGAAGGAAUGUGUUCGGUUUUGGUUUGAGAUUCUUUGGUGCAAUCUGUAACCGGAUGAAUAACUAGUGGUCCGAUCAUGUAUAGCACCGGAGCUGUACGUAAUGUAACGAUUCUUUACGUACCAGUAGCAUUCUUUUGGGCCACUCCCAACAAAACAAGUAAAGGGAACUAAAGGAAUAUCUAUUCUCGAUUGUCCUGAACUAAAUUAUCAUUUUGAA
Molecule: messenger RNA, 1921 nt
Organism: Hordeum vulgare subsp. vulgare (domesticated barley)
Lineage: Eukaryota; Viridiplantae; Streptophyta; Magnoliopsida; Poales; Poaceae
Exons: 1
Coding region: 891-1457 (188 amino acids)
Source: RefSeq, a predicted model, not a curated record